Molecule: messenger RNA, 1545 nt
Organism: Aspergillus ibericus CBS 121593
Lineage: Eukaryota; Fungi; Ascomycota; Eurotiomycetes; Eurotiales; Aspergillaceae
Exons: 3
Coding region: 211-1248 (345 amino acids)
Cellular component (GO): membrane
Source: RefSeq, a predicted model, not a curated record
CCUCCGCCGCCUGGAUUGGCCCCCUCCGCCGUGACCUCAACGGCCUCCACCGGUAGCCUCGCGACUCGCUGUUCUGCUCCAUACAACUCUGUUGUCCUUCUUGUUUAUCUCGCCUGAUCUCUUCAUCCUCCUUUAUUCUUAUCCCCCCAGCCUGUUCAGUUGUCGCAUGGUCUACGUGGAUCCGUAGCCGCGCGCAUCACCAUCGUCAUCAUGUCAAACGGUCUAUCGUAUCUUCAGAAACUGCGCAAGCCCCAGCUGGCGGAAUGGGCUGAUAUCACCGACCUUCAGGACUAUGGCGACUACACCAAACCCGACCUCGCGGCCGCCCUAGACCAGCAUCUCCAAAGUAAUCAAUCCAUCUUUGAAAACGAUACGCGACUGGCAGACUACUACAAGCGUCUGCUGCAGUCCCCGCGCAAAUACUCACCGACCAAGAAAGUCCCCAAGGUGGAGGCAUCACCGUCGCCUUCUGAAGCGCCCAGAUCCGUGCGCCGGAGGACGACCAAGGCCAAGUUGGAGGAGCGCACGCCAUCGGAGGAAUCCGAACUGCCCCAGACCCCCGGGCAGACCUUGGUGAGCAUCCAACCGCCAGCGAUCGCGUCGCUGGUGCAAGAGCUACCGCCUUCCCCGGCUGUCGUCACCGAUGCGAUUGAUCGCCAAACAGCCGCGUGGGGCAAGUUUCUUAGCGAGACGUGGUCCGGGACCGGAGUCCAAGAGCGGACCGAUUCGCUCCGCUCCAACCUUAGCAGCGUCAAGGCGUUCGGGGCCUUACUUUUGGCACUGGAGUCCAUUGGCCUCUUCCAGACGGUGGUCCCUUGGUAUUAUGUGACCACGCUGAAGAUUCCCCCGUCGCUGCAGAUGGCUGACUACCAGGUCUGGAUUCCCGAUCUGUUCGUGUUGGUUGAAGGCUAUUUCUGGGCGACGGUGACCUUGUGGCUGCUGACCAGUGUGGUGCUGCCCCUGACCACCGCGUACUUUUUCAACAUCAGUCUGCAGGCGGCGCAGCCAGGCAGCCAUUCGCGUCGCAGUCCUUUUGCGCACACCAGCUUCGAUCCUCUCAGCUUUUACAUUGCCAAGGCCGUGAUCGCAUAUAUCGUUUACGUGGAACAGUUCUCUUUCUGGGGACUUUACGAGGGGUUGACCAUUGAACGGCUGGAGGCAUCCCUCGCGGGAGGGGUGUAUGGUGCAGUGGCAGGCUGCGCGAUUGGAGUGAUUGGGACUCUCUACGAGGCUAUUCUGCGGAAGUGAGCAGCAGCAGCAGCAGCAUUGUCGUUUGAGUGGAGGUUUGUUUCCUUCAUUAGGUCAGUGAAAGGACACAGUACAGGAUGAUCUAGAGAGGAGGCAACUCUGGAUAGGAUGGUUCUGGUGCUUGGUACCUUGUCUUUGGUUUCGGGUCGACAGGCGUCUAGCGGGAUUGGAGAUAUUAGCUACUACGUGUGAUUAUUGCUUCAGAUGAAUGGCGCUGGUGAGUUGACUUCUUUAUUUUAACUAUCUAGUUUAGUAUGGUAGGAAUGAUGAUGCCAAUUAACAUAACAUAUCUAUAUC